Messenger RNA from Silurus meridionalis, 1111 nucleotides. Its product is annotated as high choriolytic enzyme 1-like. The coding region runs from base 109 to 897 and encodes 262 amino acids. Lineage: Eukaryota; Metazoa; Chordata; Actinopteri; Siluriformes; Siluridae. Gene Ontology annotation, biological process: proteolysis. The record is from RefSeq and is a predicted model, not a curated record. Gene Ontology annotation, molecular function: zinc ion binding; metalloendopeptidase activity. The transcript is spliced from 10 exons.
UAUUUAAACCUGAUAAACUGAGGGAUAUAAACGCUGGAUCAAAGCCCAACUUCAGUUUCAAACAGGAGACGGAUCCAUUGAUUGUUUUUCGUGCGUUGAGGAGACAUCAUGUUCAUGUGCAGGGUGAUCUUGGGUCUUCUGGCCCUGCUUCUAGUUUGCUGUGUUCAAGCUGAGGAGGAGCAUGCAGCUGAAUUAUCUGUUGGGGAGCUGCUGGAGAGAGCAAACAGAGGCAUUGUUCGUGACGCGACCGAGCCGAGAGUAAUAGAAGAUAUUGCUGUUGAUGAUGAAAAUAGCGAGAGAAAUGCUGAUCCCUGCACCUCGAGUUACUGCAUGUGGCCGAAGUCCAGUGACGGCAAAGUCUACGUGCCUUACGUCAUCUCCAACCAGUUCAAUUCCCGUGAGCUGCAGAUCAUCCAAAGGGGUUUGGAUUCCUUCUCUUCUGUUACGUGCAUUCGCUUUGUUCGGCGCUCGAACCAGAGGGACUACCUCAGCAUCGCGUCCAACAGUGGAUGCUAUUCCUUCGUCGGACGGCGUGGAAAUGCCCAGAGCUUGUCUCUGGAUAAGAACGGUUGUAUUUAUCAUAACACCGUUCAGCAUGAGCUUCUCCACGCUCUGGGCUUCAACCAUGAGCAGUGUCGCAGUGAUCGUGACAGUCACAUCCGCGUUGUGUGGGAGAACAUCAUUGACAGCUAUAAGUACGCCUUCGACAAGAUCGCCACUCUGAACCAGGGAACUCCGUAUGACUACAACUCCGUCAUGCAGUAUCACAGAACUGCCUUCUCUAAGAAUGGCCAGCCCACCAUGGUCCCCAUCCCGAACAGCAAUGUAGCCUUUGGCCAGGGAACUCAGAUGAGCCAGAAUGACAUCACACGUGUCAAUAAACUCUACAAAUGCUAAAAACUUCAUUCAACCACAAGUCCAUCUCCAGAGAGAAGACAGUGAGAGCUGCACCUGCCCAAAUCCACACACUCGUACAACUUUCUCCAACCUUUAAACAAUAUUAAUAUAACACAAUCCUCUCCAGCAUGGUCCUCAGCCUUGUUAAAGAUGUUUGAUGGAUUUUUCAUUAAUCAGCUUCAUUGAAUUAAUAAAUAAAAUAAAUUUGAAAAUA